CACGAAUACGAACAAAAUAGGUGCGGUCGUUCAAUCUACUUACGAUGUUUCUAAAGAUCAAUCUACCUUACCAGCGCUUCUCUUGGUACCCACUGCUCUCGCAACUAGGACGUGAAUAGGACAAGAAUUCAGCAAUUUUGGAAUUUGACAAUCAACAACAAGUUUCCUAUUAGCAUCUUCGCGUUCGCGAGAGACGCACAGAUAUCGAAGAUGGCUACUGCGCAGCAAUAUCGUAAAUGGCUCAUGCUGAGCGCCCUUGUGUGGGCUUUGUUGGGAUGCUUUCAGGGUUUGGCGAUCUCUGGCUUCGAGAAUAAGAAGAUGGGAAAGGCCGCCUACCACCUGGUACGCCAUUUCAGCGAGUUGCUUUUGGGCUGCGCGCUGGCUUUUCCCUACACGUCGCUGUCCGCGACGAAGCAGAAGUUAAGAGAAGAUAAAGUUGUGAUUAGUAGUUGUACCUGAUCUUGUAGCAGGUUUAUUUUUACAGAACGAAACUCUUGUCCGUGUUUGUCAUAAAAAUCGUUUUUUUAUUGUGCUAUAGUUCAUUCUGAGUCAUAAUUCGAUUCAAUAGCACUCCUCGGCGUUGUACUAAGUACUUUCUGCAAUGAAUAGUGUGUCAUGAAGAUGAACAUGAUUCACAAGAACCUUCGCUAACUUGCAUUGCCUUCGUGUGCUUGCAGAUUGCGCCGCUGAGCAACUUCGCUUCGUACAUGAUCAUUGCCAUUACGAACUGCCCGAAUCCGUUGUUCGCGAACUCUCCGGAACUUGUUGCGCCAGGCUCAGGCGAAGGGAAUAUCUGGACUGCACUUUAUGAGACGAAAGAAGUUAUACUUUUUUCUGUGUACUGUUUAGUUGCGUUAGUUUUCGAUUUCGCCUAAAAGUCACUUUUUUUGUAAAAGGUCUCUAUUGUCCAAUGGGUGCUUGUUAAGAAGAGUAGUUGUUAGAGUAAUGGAAAAGCAAAAGAUGACAUGUACAACAAGACAUUUACAAUGUCAGAGAAUCGGUGAAAACCAUUGGAUACGAUAGGCACUAGCUACUCUUUCUGUCAGACGUUGUAGAGGAUGGUCACACUUCUAAUGUUUUUCGACCUUCGGUCUGCAAGGUGUGACGGCCUUCGUUACAGUCGUGGGUCUGGGGCUUUUGAUCUACGGCGUGGCUGAGGCUGACCCUGAAGUUGGAGAGCAGGCUGCAGAGGUAGUGGCUGCCCCAAAGAGAGGCAAGACACCGAUGAAGAAAAGCAAGUAAGUAAUAGUUGCAUUGUAAUAGUUUGACUUCACUGUGGUAGUGCUGUCAAUGACCGACGAGGGUGAUCUGAAAAGGGCCUUCGAGGAUCGUUUCUUCAUCACUAUGAUUGACGGUUUGAAUGAAUACAAGCAAUGGAUUCUGACGACUGGAAAGACAUUUGUUAAUGACAGAAUAGAAGGUAAUCUACUUCCACCAAGGGCCUUCGAAUUUUUGAGGUACAGUAGCAGAAGUUGUAAAGGGUAGUCUAACUUUCAUGACACAACUCGAUGUUUGCAUGAUAUUCAUACUGUAUUUUUCCCAUACAUCAGUAUUCAAGUUCAAAAGUUUUAUUGUCUUUCUAUCAUGGAGAAAGUUCUGAUGUGGAGGGUGCAGUUGAGCAAGUUCUGUGAAAGCUGUAAAAAGAGAAAUGUUGAUGAAGCUGGCGUCCAACACACCUCGACAAUGUCCAUGCUCUCUCUUUUACCCAGUAAGCACUCAAAGCAUGAUGAAGGAAAACUCACAGUGACCACAUAUGACCACGAGUGGUAACCCAAAACGGUUAUAAUGUGUCCCUCCCAAACCUAGAAGAGGUUCAUAGAUCGUAAACGAAACGUUAGAACAAGAUCAUUUUGGCCAGAGCCCUACGGUUAGUUCUGUG
Messenger RNA from Amoebophrya sp. A25, 1879 nucleotides. The record is from the annotation of a GenBank genome assembly. Lineage: Eukaryota; Dinophyceae; Syndiniales; Amoebophryaceae.